Columba livia (rock pigeon) is the source of this 2286-nucleotide messenger RNA. It is a transcript of the gene FANCG, whose product is annotated as FA complementation group G. The transcript is spliced from 14 exons. Gene Ontology annotation, biological process: interstrand cross-link repair. Gene Ontology annotation, molecular function: protein binding. NCBI's taxonomy places the organism in Eukaryota, Metazoa, Chordata, Aves, Columbiformes, Columbidae. The record is from RefSeq and is a predicted model, not a curated record. Gene Ontology annotation, cellular component: Fanconi anaemia nuclear complex. The coding region runs from base 158 to 2119 and encodes 653 amino acids.
CUUGACUAUUUGUUACCUUGGCGACCGCCGCUUCCGCCCUGUUCCACCCGCCAAUCUCAGCGGCCCCGCGGCGGGCGCCGGCCAAUCAGCGUGAAGGCGGGAGGAGAGCGGCGCGCGCGGGCGGGCAGCGGCCGCAGCCGUAGCCGUAGCCGUAGCCAUGAAGCGGCAGCGCGGGGCGGCCCCGGAGCCGGGCUGCCUGCAGGCCUGGGCCAACGAGAGCCAGGCCCUGGCCGGCCGCUGGCGGGCGGCGCAGUGCUCGGGGCCCGGCAGAGCGUUGUCGUUGGAGGUGCGAGAGCAGCGAGAUGGCUUCAGGGAGCUGCUCCUGAAGAUGCGCGGGCUGCCAGCUGCUCUCCCCGCCUUCCCCCUGGAGCUUACCGUCCUCUAUAACUACCUGGUUUUCACUAUGGGAGCAUCCGACUCUGCCAUUGAAGGAGAAGCAGAAGAAAUACGCCAAGGGCUCCUCAGGGUUCUGGAGGCUUUUGGGACCUGUGGGCAGGAUCUUAGCACUGAGGAGCUGUGGCAGAAGGUGCUGCAGGAGGCAACUGCAGAGGAGCUGCAGGCGCCUUUGCAGCAACUGGGUGCCCUGCAAGCAGCGUGGUGGCUGGCAGCCGGCCGCCUGGGGAGCACCGUCGGCCUCCUCCGCCUCCUGAGCAACACCGAGGACCUGGGCAGAGCUCACUGCAGCGAGGGGGAGAAUGAACUCCUCUCCCUACUCAAGGCAUGGGAAGUACCUGCAGAUGCAUCCUCCCUGUCCCUUGUGCAGAGUGCCAAGGAAUUGAAAGAGGUCCUCUGCACCUCAGCAGCCUUCCUGCAAGGUUUGUGUGGAGCAGGGCUGCAGGAGCUGGAGGCUGGAAACUUCCCCACUGCCCUCUCCCUCCUACAAGAGGCCACACGAGGAUUCUGCUCCAGGAGGGUACUGGCCCAGAUCUACACCUGUCUCGGCUGCUGCGCUCAGCGAAUGGGCAAGCCUCAGACAGCUCUUCAGCACCUGAAACAGGCCUUCCAGGUAGACUUCCAGUGCCUUCCUGCUCUGUCCCACACCGCAGCAGUGUUCCAUGAGCUGGGGGAAACCGAGGCGGAGCUGCAGGCCCUGACUCUGCUCUAUGAGGCUCUGGAUGAAAACCUUGCAGCACCUGCUUCCUGUAGUUCAUAUUUCCUAAUCCAAACAGAGCUCCUUGUUCACACACCACUGCUAGCUUCCCUUCUUCGCCGUCGCCAUCCCUCUGAAGUGAAGUACCUGCUGGCACAGCGGUGUCUCCAAGAAGGGAGGGUGGCUGACGCCGUGGAACAUUACCUGGAUUUUAUGGCUCUGCUUCAGCAGGGGCUGCAGCAGCAGGUGCCCCUAGAUGGUGGCUCAGCUCUGCCCAGGAUCCCCGAGGUGUUUCUGGAAGCAGCGUCUGCCUUGGAGCAGGCCGGGAGGCACCAUGAUGCCAUAACUGUGUGCGAGGAGGUCAUCAACCGGACAACUAACCUGAUCCCACGGAUGUUACGAGUGGAGGAGAGGCUGGAGCAGCCUGAGUGCCCAUCACCAGGGGCAGGGCUGGCGGAUGGACUUCUGUCCCAGAAGAAGGAGAGUCUGUGCUGCCUCACCUGGAGAGCAGCUGGAUACCUGCACCAGGGCUGUGCAUGGGCCACGCUGGGUGAGAGCAAGGAGGCUAUAACACAGUUCAGCAGGUGCCUUGGUGAUCUCUUGCGAGUCCAGCUCUGUGGGUCUGGCGUUGGACUGACAGAGACUCUCCUGCCAGAAGUGGAGGUGCUCCAGAAGAUCAGGUUGCUCGCUCUCAUUGGGAGAGGUGCACAGUUCCUGGAGCUGGGGAAGCACAAGGAGGCCUUGUUGGAUUUCCAGCAUGGUUUGCAGAUCUCGCCAGGUGACCCAGCUGCUGCCUCCUACCUGGUGCAGGCCUUAUGGAAACUGAACCGAAAGCAGGAGGCGGCUGCUCACUGGCAGAAGUUCUCCCAGAGCCCCGCUGGCGAGGACGGGCAGCAGGAAGGGCAGGGAAGGCGCUUCCCUCUGUACCUGGUUUGGUGUCUGAAGCAGGCGAUGUUCCCACACAGUGAGUCUCUUGCCAGAAGUAUACAGGAUUACCUUGGGACCACAAACCAGGACCCCUUGUGCUAACCCGGUCAGUCUCCCCAUGCCCACCUGCUGAAGUCUUCCUGCGCUGGGCUGGCAUGAGGCCUUUAAGAACUCCUCCGAGGCUCAGAAUUACUCUUGGAUAAAGCUGGAUUCCCAAAGGACUGAAAUAGAAUACAUCUUUUCAAAUAAAAGCCUCAGCUCUAGUUUAA